Molecule: messenger RNA, 8930 nt
Organism: Anguilla rostrata (American eel)
Lineage: Eukaryota; Metazoa; Chordata; Actinopteri; Anguilliformes; Anguillidae
Product: tenascin-X-like
Exons: 18
Coding region: 429-7643 (2404 amino acids)
Biological process (GO): neuron projection development; regulation of cell adhesion
Molecular function (GO): protein binding
Source: RefSeq, a predicted model, not a curated record
CCUUCCCUCUCUUUCUCUUUCCCUCUCACUUUCUCUCUCACUCUCAGUCAGUCAAUCAGAGCCAGAGCAGCCAGACGGACAGACAGACACACUGCCAGGACAGAAGUCACAUCAUCAUUUUUCAGGCCCAUCCAAAUUGGGCGUGAAGUUGGGCGAAAAGAAGAAGGAGCGCGUCAAUUUUUCUGUUCGCUGUUCACUCCACCACCACCUCCUGAAUGAAUCCCUGAAUGAAUCUUCAUUUACAAUAGGAACCCUGCCCCUCCCCCCACCCCCCCAGACUCAAAACGCAAACUAAGGCUGUCACCUCCCAUUUAAGAACCAUCCUCUUUAAGAACACUUCUCUUUCGUCACUUCCUCCUGAUCACAACCUCUGCCAUUUUCACCCCAUCAGAGGUGACCUCACCCCCACUACUGCCUCCCCCUUAAAAAUGGGCCUCUUCCCAACCCUGGUCCUCCUGCUCCUUCCUUGCCCCGCCCUCCUGACCCCACCCACAGGAAGCAGGCCCUCAGCGGCCCGCGGCCCUCCAGAAUCCUCAGAGACAGCCCCAAUCCAGUCCCCUCUGACCCCCCCAAAACCUGCCCCUGACCUCCCCUCCUCCGGCAAGCCCUCCCAGGAUGUCAAGCCAAGAGCCGCCAGGGAUGCAGGCCCCUCCCCCAACUGCACCCAGCAGCCAAUCAGAGUCCUGAUUUCAGAAACCAGCAUCCAGAAGGACACGUCUGGGAAGGGGGAAGGGGAUGGUCCCACCCUGGAGCUGGAGCCCGGAUCACCCCUGGUUCUGACCCACCGAAUCAGCCUGGUGCCGGCGCCGGGGGCCUGCGGGGGAGGGUGCGAGGCGCAGGUCGCCGCGUUGCGGGAGCGCGUGGAGCGGUUGGAGAGAGAGGUGUCUGCCCUGAGGGAGAAAUGCGGGGACACAGAGGGGGGCUGCUGCACCUCACAGCAGAGCACCGGUGUCCACUGCACCAUGCAGCCAGGGGAUUUGUGUCCGAAUGACUGCAGCGAUCAGGGCCGUUGCGAUCAGGGCAAAUGCAUCUGUUUCCCAGGAUUCAGUGGCCCGGAUUGCAGCUCCACCACCUGCCCGUCAAACUGCAACAACCGAGGCACCUGUGUGAAUGGCCAAUGCUUGUGCGAGACCGGCUUCACAGGUUCAGAUUGUUCCGAAAACUCCUGCCCCAAUAACUGCAAUAACAAGGGACAGUGUGUUAAUGGGCAGUGUGUGUGUGACAGUGGAUUUAUGGGGACCGACUGCUCUGCCAAAUCCUGUCCCAACAACUGUAAAAAUAACGGCAAGUGUGUGAAUGGCAAGUGUGUGUGUAACAGUGGAUUUACGGGGACCGACUGCUCUGCCAAAUCCUGUCCCAGUAACUGCAGUAACAGAGGUCGAUGUGUUAAUGGGCAGUGUGUGUGUGAUAGUGGAUUUAUGGGUACCGACUGCUCUGCCAAAUCCUGUCCCAACAACUGUAACAAUAACGGCAAGUGUGUGAAUGGCAAGUGUGUGUGUAACAGUGGAUUUACGGGGACCGACUGCUCUGCCAAAUCCUGUCCCAGUAACUGCAGUAACAGAGGUCGAUGUGUUAAUGGGCAGUGUGUGUGUGACAGUGGAUUUACAGGGGCCGACUGCUCUGCCAAAUCCUGUCCCAACAACUGUAACAAUAACGGCAAGUGCGUGAACGGAAAGUGUGUGUGUGACACUGGUUUUACUGGGACCGACUGUUCUGAAAAGUCAUGUCCCAACAACUGUAACAAUAACGGCAAGUGUGUAAAUGGCAAGUGUGUGUGUGACACUGGUUUUACUGGGACCGACUGUUCUGAAAAGUCAUGUCCCAACAACUGUAACAAUAACGGCAAGUGUGUGAAUGGCAAGUGUGUGUGUAACAGUGGAUUUACGGGGACCGACUGCUCUGCCAAAUCCUGUCCCAGUAACUGCAGUAACAGAGGUCGAUGUGUUAAUGGGCAGUGUGUGUGUAACAGUGGAUUUACAGGGGCCGACUGCUCUGCCAAAUCCUGUCCCAACAACUGCAACAAUAACGGCAAGUGCGUGAACGGCAAGUGUGUGUGUAACAAUGGAUUUAUGGGGACCGACUGCUCUGCCAAAUCCUGUCCCAACAAAUGCAGAAACAAAGGACAUUGUGUAAAUGGUCAAUGCAUUUGCAAUGAUGGAUUCACAGGUCCAGAUUGCUCUGAAAAAUCUUGUCCCAACAACUGCAGUGACAAUGGAAGGUGUAUAAAGGGCAAGUGUGUGUGCAACAGUGGAUUUACAGGGACCGACUGCUCCGAAAAGACCUGUCCCAACAAAUGCAGGAACAAAGGACAUUGUGUAAAUGGUCAGUGCAUUUGUAACGAUGGCUUCACAGGUCCAGAUUGUUCUGAAAAGUCCUGUCCCAACAACUGUAGUGACAAUGGAAGGUGUGUAAAGGGCAAGUGUGUGUGCAACAGUGGAUUUACAGGGACCGACUGCUCAAAAAAAUCUUGUCCCAACAACUGUAGGAACAGAGGACGUUGUGUUAACGGAGAGUGUGUGUGUGAUAGCGGAUUUACAGGCACUGACUGUUCCGAAAAAUCCUGUCCCAACAACUGCAAUAAUAAUGGCAGGUGUGAGAACGGCAAGUGUGUGUGUAACAGUGGAUUUACCGGGACAGACUGCUCUGCCAAAUCCUGUCCCAACCACUGCAGUGACCAGGGCAGGUGUGUGGAUGGUAAGUGUGUCUGCAAUAGCGGUUUCACAGGGCCAGACUGCUCCACCAAAUCCUGCCCCAGUGACUGCAGUGACCAGGGAAGGUGCGUGGACGGGAAGUGCGUGUGUGAACCGGGAUUUUCAGGGCAGGACUGCUCUGCUAAAUCCUGCCCCAACGACUGCAGCGACAAAGGACAGUGUGUGAACGGCAGGUGCGUCUGUCACCAUGGUUUCACAGGCCCUGACUGCAGCCAAUGUGAAGAAGGUUUUACAGGAGAGGACUGUAGUACAGCUCUCACUGGCGUGUCCCAGCUUGGUACCAGGAAUAUAACCGAUUCCUCCGUCACCAUGUUCUGGACCCCACCCUCCAUUCAGUAUGAUGUCUACUUCAUCACCUUCACCAGUAAGAAAGAGGGAAAUCAGAAGAUAACUUCUAAAGUUGGUGGGCGGCUCACCAGCUACACCCAGACCGGAUUGGCUGCCGGGCAGGAGUACGAUGUCUCCAUCAGGGGAGAGAAAGAUGGGAAGAUGGGUGCGGAAAGCACCACAGAGUUCAUGACCUUGAUUUCUGGACCCAAAAACCUCCGUGUUGUGAAGACAACUACCACAUCAGUUAUCGUCCAAUGGGAGCCUCCCUUGGCAGAUAUUGACAGGUAUCACCUCUCCAUCUCGGCCAGUCAGAGUGAAGGAGGGGAGCCAGGCAGGCAGGAAAUGACCCUACCACCCAAGAGAGACUCCGCCCACAUCACCGGUUUGGAGGCCGGCCGUUUGUAUGACAUCACUCUGGUGUCUGAGAAGGGGAUGAGCCAGAGCCAGCCAAUCAAAGUGGAGGCUAUACCUGCAGCCCGUCCCCUGCCUACAGGGAAAGCCACCAGCUUAGAUACUGAUGUGACCGUGGAAACCGUUACCGUGGCAGUAGGGUCGGAGGGGGGCGUGCCAGGGAAGACAAAACCAGGCGAGAAUGUGUUCUACAAGAAAACUGAGCAGGAGGAUGAGCACAAUGCCGAUGGGAUGAAGGUGUGGAGAGGCCAUUUAGAAAGAGACAGGGAAGGAGACAGCGACAGAACCGAGGCGGACCUGCGCCCCAUGAGAACUGGUUCCGCAAAUCCGCAGGACAAACGCGAAGACGGGGCCAGGCCCAAACUGCCAGGGGGACCACUCGUGGCCAAAAAAACCAAGGUUCCGGGUUGGGCACAUUUAAACGGCACCAGGCCAGUUCAGGGCAAGGCUUGGCAGAGGCAGCCAGGAAUCAAACGUCCAGUGUUCGGAGCAAAGAAGAUUAUUCACACAGCUGGACCAAAACCCAGACAACCCACCCUCAUCACACAUGGGGCAACCUUACAGACUGAUGCGGGGAAGAGACCCCUGGAGGAAUUAAAUGUACCUGAAGUCGGAACCGACCAUACCUUACACAAUUCUCAGGGAAGGGGUGGGAACCAAACACCCUCAAACCAAUCACCAGUUGGCUCUGAAAGUCAUGCAAAUCCUGAGAUAGGCAGAGAAACUGGAGCAAGGAAAGAGGCUGUGAAGCAGACAACUAUGCCUAGGGGAAAUAUCCCCCACAUCAACAUUAAUAAGAAGGUGAAGGUGGGAUACAGGAGAGUGAAUGGUACUGUUUGGAUGUUGGGAAAAAAACCAGGGUCUGAGGGUGGAGCCAGAGGAGCGGGGCACAGGGAAGGGGAUGAGGCGGGGGUGGGUGCAGCCAGUGGACUUGAGAGAGGCGACCAUGCGGUUGGGAGUGACAUUAACAUCACGACAGACAUGGCUGGUUCAGACUCGAGGAAAAAAGGCAGGGAUGAUCAUGAACCUCAAGGAGAACCAUUAGUCAAUGGCAGGGCACAGGGGCAAAUGCAGAUCACCCAGACCAAAGAGUCUUCUGAGCAGCAGGAAGCUAAGGACAAACAGCAGGAAGCCAAGGACAAGCAGCAAACCCCACUCUCUGCCCUACCCACAGCUUCUUCUCCAUCCCUUCUCCCAGCAUCAAGACUGUCUGAGGACGAAAGCCAAAUCAAUCUGCCUGACCAAACUGGAAUAGCAAACUCCCAGGAAGGGUCCAAACAAUCCCUGGCCCCGCCCAGUCAUACCACAGGUCCCAGUACCCCUAAAAGCCAAUCAGAGAGUGAUUCACAGGUAUAUUCCAGAAAUCCAGAAGACAAAGGGGGUUCCCUGGAGAGUGUGUCCAUGAAGACUGAUACAGGCACAGACCCUGAUGGACCUCGAGAUUCACAUUCUGCAAACCAAGGGCUGGAAGACAAAGGGGGCUCGCUGAAGAAUGUGCCCAUGACGACUGGUACAGACACAGACCUUGAUGGAACUGCAGAUCAACAUUCUGGAAGCUUAAGGGAGGAGGACAAAGGGGGCUCCCUGGAGACUGUAUCCCUGACAACCAAAGCUGACAUGACCCAUGAGAGUGCAAUCCCUAAUGGACUGAUGGAUUCCAGCGGGGAUGAGGGGAAGAAUGGGGUGGAGGGAGGGGGGAUAACAGGGAGAGAGGGGAAAGAGGGAGGUCCACUGAGGCCAGGGCACCCUCAUCUUAGGACCCCUCCCCUUCGCCGUCCUCAUAUAGGUCCAUUCCUCAACAGGACCCGGCCAAACCAGGGUGCACCCCGUCGUCCAAACCAGGGUGGACCCCGUCCCCCAAACCAGGGUGCACCCCGUCCCCCAAACCAGGGUGCACCCCGUCACCCAAACCAGAGAGUACUCCGUCCUCAAAGCCAGGGUGCACCCCAUCACCCAUCCCAAGGUCAGUACCACAGACCCAGGGCGCCCAAUGACCUCCACAGACAACAAGGUGGUUACAGUCCAGAAAAUACAAACAGUACAGAAACCAGAGUGAGCCCCAGUGAACCAGCCCUCAGAAACAACAGCUCCAAAGUUAAAGCAAGGCAGCAAGGUUAUUCCAAAAUAGGCCGCAACAUCACCUCCACCCAGGUACGCCCAAACCCAAACACGAGCCCCACUAAAUGGGUCGGCUUCAGAAAGGCGGUCAUUUAUUCCCCGGUUGGCACAGGCGUCCAAAAGAAUGAAACAGAUCUGGGGGGCAGUGCUCCAAGAACGGGCCCAGGCUUCACAUCUAUUGAGGCACAGAACGUCACCUCUAGGGGGUUUGUCCUUAUCUGGGAGGUAACAUCUGGAAUCUACCAGAACUUCACUGUGAUCCGCAGGGAGUAUGGAGGUAAGGGCGGGACCCAGAGGGAGAAAGAGGGGGAGAGAAAGGAGGAGGAAGAUGAGGAAGAGGAUCAAGUGGUGGAUGAAGGCAGACUAGGUAAAGAUCAGGGCAGGACUGAAGAUGGAAGCAGGAGUGAAACCCACUUCCCUGCCAGACCACACGAGAAGACCCCAAAAUUCACCCAGGUCCUCCCAGGCUCUGCCCGUUCCCUCCUGUUCCAGGACCUCGCCCCGCAGACUAACUACUCCCUGAUGCUGUCCGGUACAGGGCCUGGGUUUCGGUCCAAAAUCCACCAGUUUACAGUCAGCACAGGCCCUGAGCCACCCUCUGACCUCUCCUUCAGCAACGUGACCGAGUCCUCUCUCAUCGUCUCCUGGGCCAAGCCUAAGAGCCCCGUGUCUGGCUUCAAGGUCACGUACACAAACACCAGAGAAGGGGAGCCCAUCUCUGUGGCCGUGGACUCCAAGAAUUCCACUGUGCCUCUCUCUCAACUCUCCCCUGGCUCCACCUAUGAGGUCAGUGUGAUUUCCCUGCUGGGAUUGGACGAGAGUGACCCAGUCAAAGGCCUUGUUGUCACACUUCCUGACCCACCCACGGAUCUCCGCGCCAUCAAUGUCAGCCACAACAAAGCCCUGUUGCUCUGGAGACCGGCCCUAGCAACCGUGGACAGCUACAUCAUUGUUUAUGGUUCAGAACAGGCUGCGGAUGUGAGAAUCAAAGUAUCAGGUAACGCUGCAGAGCACCAGCUGAAGGGCCUGCGGGGCGCCACGCAGUACAGCGUCACCGUCGCCAGCCAGCUGGGCGGCCAACAGAGCGCCGGGACCUCCACCGUCUUUACUACUGUGGAAGGAACCGAUGAGAGAGGGGGGGAGGGCCCACGCAAGCUGACAGCCAAUAACGUGACCCCGCGCUCGGCUGUGCUGUCUUGGAAACCACCCUCCGUGGCAGUGACUGGCUACAAACUGACCUAUCAGACGGCAGGGGAGGAGGCGAAGGAAGUGACCCUUGACCCCAGCGUGACCCAGUACAAGCUGACCAGACUGUCUCCAAAGUCGAAGUACACAGUUCACCUGCGGGGAGAGAGGCGGGGUCAGUACACUUCACCCAGCUCAACGGAGUUCACCACUGGUACGUUGCGGUUCCCCUUCCCCUCAGACUGUUCCCAGGAGCUGCUGAACGGGGUGCAGGAGUCGGGGGAGGCGGAGAUCUUCCUCGCGGGGAAGCGCGGGGGGGCCGUGCCGGUCUACUGCGACAUGGAGACGGACGGGGGCGGCUGGACGGUCUUUCAGAGGAGAGUGGAUGGCAGGACAAACUUCUUCAGGAGCUGGAAGGAGUACAGUGCGGGCUUUGGAAGUCUUUCCGGAGAGUUCUGGCUCGGCAACGAGCUUCUUCACAACCUGACCAGCAAGGUUCCCAUGGCAAUGCGGGUGGACCUGCGGGUGGGGGCGGAGUUAGCCUUCGCGCAGUAUUCCUCCUUCUCCGUGGACACGCAGAGGCGGUACUACGCCAUCAGGGUGUCUGGAUACUCCGGCACUGCCGGGGACUCCAUGGCAUAUCACGACCAGCGCCCGUUCUCCACGUGGGACCGCGACCCCAACCCCUUCAUUACUCGCUGCUCCAUGUCCUACAGGGGGGGGUGGUGGUACAAGAACUGCCAUGAGGCCAACCUCAACGGCCUGUACGACACCCACACCAACCACCAGGGGGUGAUCUGGACCAGCUGGAAGGGCAAAGACUUCUCCAUCCCCUUCGCCGAAAUGAAGAUCCGCCCGGCCUCCUUCACACCCCCUGCUCAGGGCUAGAAGGGAGGGAGGGAGAGAGAGAGAGAGAGAGAGGGAGGAAGAGAGAGAGUACAUGCACACAGACACGAUGAGGUGAAAAGAAAGGGAGUGACUAAAGAAAGGGAAAAGGGAGAGAAUAAGAAAAUGGUGUUCCUCGAUGAAAGAAUGAGGAUCAACCAAAGAAAGUCAAAAGUGCAGAAUUUCCCUACUGAGGCCCAGUAUUGAAAAUACUUUGAACUCUUUGUAGGGACUAGUAACACUCCUGUACGUUACUUGACAAUUUUAAAAACAAAACAAACAAAAAAACAAAAAAAAAAAACAAUCGUCCACUUUAACCUUCAACAGUCACGAAAAAGUAACCAUUUCAUUUUAUGUGUGCAUUUUGGCUUUGUAUCACUGAAAAUUCUCAGGAAUAUGUGGGAGUGCUUUUUUUUAAGUUUUACCAGGCCCAGGCGAGUUAAUAUGUUUCAAACACAUACUUGACCCUGCUCUGGGCUGACCAGUAUUUCAGUGGACUGUGCAAGGUAUAGCCAGACACAAAUACCUGCUUUUAUGCUUAAAACGACUAUACCAGAGUUCUCCGGUCUGCCCAGAGCCAUAUUAUAUUAUACUGGACCGAGUUUCAGUUGGAAAGGGGUUGAAGUUAGGGGGAACGCUAAAAUGAGUUAGAAUUUAUUGCGGGGGAUGUUGGGGGAGGGGUUUCGUAUUUCAAAAUGCUCCCAUUGGCCAGCGGUGCAAUAUUGGAAAAUCAAAACAGUGCCUGAAUAUUUCGAAGUGGAUGGAUCUGUAUUUUUUUCAUUCGUCAUGUAUGGGAGCUGGACUUAUAUUGUAACAAUAAGAUUGCAAUAAACCACCACAUAGUUACAAAAUUAUAUAAGUAAAUGUAGAUAUGUUAAAUGUUUUUAUAACACUUUGAUAUAUGCGUAUCUGUUGGUUUUUUUAAUGGUCUAAAAGAUGUAUUAUUGUGACUAAGUGUCAUUUUGUCAAAUGUAAUUUAAUUUUAAUUUUUUAUUUUUACAUGUAAAUGUUUUUUGCUAUGCGAUACCGGAAGGAAUGGGUGGUUAUUUUGUGCCUCGCGUUACCAAACCAUAAUAUUUUUUUCCUCAAAUAUUCAUCUCCAUCACAAGAAAAUAUUCAUUAUUAAGAGUAUAUCUAUCUAACCAAUAGUACCGACACGGAAAUUAUCUUAACAUCUAUAAUCAUUAUUAACAGUGAGAAAUCUGUAAAAACAUGAAACGGUACGUCCAGCUUCAUUACAGUAAUCACAAGAUAGAUUCACAAUAUGUCAAUAAAAUGGUGUCAUCUUUC